Molecule: messenger RNA, 1334 nt
Organism: Thermothielavioides terrestris NRRL 8126
Lineage: Eukaryota; Fungi; Ascomycota; Sordariomycetes; Sordariales; Chaetomiaceae
Exons: 3
Coding region: 62-1048 (328 amino acids)
Source: RefSeq, a predicted model, not a curated record
GUAACGAACCAGUAGUAACUUCAACCCCAUCCCCAUAGACUUGGCGCAGUUCUAUGUCCCCAUGGCUCGCACGAAGCGAACACCUGAAACCUACCGUCUCUGGCGCAUGCGGACGACCUGGACACGAUUCCGCCUGCCGCGCGGGCAGGACUGGCCGAACUGGUCCAAACCCUACCCAGAUGAGCAUCUCGGACCCCUCGCGGGUGUGCCAGGCCGCGAGGAGGUCUGGCUGGGGCGGAAGGUGGAGGAUCCCGAGCAUGCUGCCCUGAUUGUUCUCUGGAGCACGGAAGAAGACCUGCAGAAAUUCCUGCGCUCACCCGCCGCCGCCGAGCUGCUGCGCGACCUGCCCGAGCACGACGCGCAGGACGCUUUCGCGUCCGGCGCCCUGCUCCGGGAUCUAUCUCUCGGCGACGCCACGGCCGAGGCUUCGUCGUCGUCGUUGCCAUCGUCACCCUCGCGAUUCACCACGCUCCAGUGGGAUCCGCCGCACAAGUUCCAGACGCAGCUCGAGGGCCGCAUAACCGUCACCAUCCUCGAGGUCGCGUACACCGGCGGCACCGACCACGACGGCGGCGCUGCGGAAUGGCUCAAGGCCCGGGAUCGCGUGUUCGGCCGGUUCGUGCCCAAGUCCUGCGAGGACCUCCUCGCGGCGUGGCCGCCCAUGAUCAUGAGACGCUGGACGACGUGGGCCGUGGUGGUCGGGCCAGAGACGGCGGCGGACAGCAGCAGUGGCGCGUCGCAGCAGCAAGCCGACGCCGACGAGGCGGGGAGCAAGCGCGGCAGCGGCCGGGCGGUCUGGUGCGAGUUCCGCCGCUGGGCUGGCUACUGCGGCGCGACGCCCAAGCGGGAAGAGGCCGCGGCUGAGGACCCGCUGACGAGGGAGUCGUGGGCGGAGGCUGUGGCGGAAGUGACGCCGCCCGUUACCGCUUGGCAGCAGGAGCGUUGGGACAUUCGAUUGGCACCGCGGAAGAAGGAGAAGGAGGAUGCUGGGAACCCGGGGCCCGAAGAGAGAUUGGAAGAGUCUGGCCAGGGAUCACAGGCGCAGUGAGUGCUUCAGGCGUAUAAUCAAGCGGUAGAUUUCGGUCUCGACGCUCAGCGCAGGGGUUUUGUAAUCAACUGUACAAAGAUGGCUAACUCAACUGAAAAAUACUGCACCAUUAUCUCUCCAAGACUGCCCCUGAGUCGGUUCACUCACUCUCCCCGAGGCAGCGCGCCGUAGGUCGUCUUUUCAUCCUUCCCUUCUCCCUGAUCGACCAAGCCAAAAUCAGAGUUGGUGGUUAUGCCAUUGUCCGCCCUUCAAGGGUGUGUGCGGUGUAGAAGAGUGUGACCAUGCA